AGGGGCAGCUACAAUUUCCUUUUUCCUUUGUUAGUCUAAUAGGUGAGGUGUGUGCUAAGAGGUUUAAAAGCACCUGAGAACAGCAAUGACAAGACAUGAGUCUGCUGAGUUCACAGAAGCUCCAGUGGUUUUGACAUUUUCAGAAGGAGUUAGCUGGGGAGCACCCUAAGAGGUCUGGUUUAGAUGGAGGAGAAGAGUAAGAACCAUCGGGCUUUGCUCAACCCAGGAGAGGAGAAUGAGCUGGAGGUGUUUGGUUACAAGACCCAGAAUCUACGCAGAGCCUUCUGCCUUAUAGGAUUUGUGCUGACCUGUGGGGUCCUUCUGCUGGCGUUCAUCUGGAGACCCCAGUGGUGGGUGUGGGCCAGCUGCAUCCCGUGCGCAUUGCAAGAAGCAGACACUGUGUUGCUAAGGACAACGGAUGAAUUUCAAAGAUAUAUAAGGAAGAAGGUAAUCUGUCUCUACUUAUCCACACUGAAGUUUCCUAUAAGCAAGAAUCCGGAAGAACUCCUGGUGGUUGACCGCCACUCUGUCAUAAACCAAGCCGUAUCGAAGCCAGAAUUAAAACUACGAUAUAUCCAAGUGCAGAAAAUCAGGUAUGUUUGGGACAACUUGGAGAAGAGAUUUCGGAAAGUUGGGUCGCUGGAAGACAGCAACACCUGCUACGACAUCCAUCAUACGUUUGGACCAGGUCUGACCAGUGAGGAGCAAGAGGUCAGAAGAUUAGUGUGCGGGCCCAAUGCCAUUGAGGUUGAAAUUCAACCCAUAUGGAAGCUGCUUGUUAAACAGGUUUUAAAUCCAUUCUAUGUGUUCCAAGCCUUUACUCUAACUUUGUGGCUGUCUCAAGGUUACCUAGAAUACUCUGUGGCCAUCAUCAUCUUGACCAUUAUCUCCAUUGCCUUAAGUGUGUAUGAUCUGCGACAGCAAUCAGUUAAGCUGCACAACCUUGUGGAGGAUCACAACAAAGUCCGGGUUACAAUCGUCGUAAAAGGCAAAGGUUUGCAGGAGCUGGAAUCCCGUCUCUUGGUUCCCGGAGAUAUUCUUACUCUUCCCGGCAAAGUUUCAUUGCCAUGUGAUGCUGUUCUGAUUGAUGGAAGCUGUGUGGUGGAUGAAGGCAUGCUCACAGGAGAAAGUACACCUGUCACAAAGACACCAUUGCCCCAUACGGAGAACACCAGUGCCUGGAAAUCCCACAGCUUGGAGGAUUAUCGGAAACAUGUCCUUUUCUGUGGAACCGAAGUGAUCCAAGUCAAGCCCUCUGGGCAGGGGCCAGUAAGAGCAGUCGUUUUGCAAACAGGUUAUAAUACAGCAAAAGGAGACUUGGUGAGAUCCAUCCUCUACCCCAGGCCUCUGAACUUCAAACUAUACAGUGAUGCCUUCAAGUUCAUAGUGUUCCUGGCCUGCCUUGGAGUUGUGGGUUUUUUCUAUGCUCUUGGUGUAUACAUGUACCAUGGAGUCUCUUUUGGAAAUACUGCGCCCAUGGCCCUGCUCCUCCUUACCGUUACUGUCCCUCCCGUGCUGCCAGCUGCCCUGACCACAGGCAUCGUGUAUGCACAAAAGAGGCUGAAGAAAAGGAAAAUCUUCUGUAUCUCCCCACAGAGAAUCAAUAUGUGCGGACAAAUAAACCUCGUGUGCUUUGACAAAACCGGCACUCUUACGGAGGAUGGGUUGGACCUCUGGGGGACCAUCCCUACUGCUGACAACUGCUUCCAGGAAGUCCAUAGCUUUGCCUCGGGCAGGGCUUUGUCAUGGGGCCCACUGUGUGCGGCCAUGGCCAGCUGCCACUCCCUGAUCCUUCUGGAUGGGACCAUCCAGGGAGACCCUCUGGACCUCAAAAUGUUUGAGGGCACUGCCUGGAUAAUGGAAGAUCACAAGGUAAACCAGUGCAAAUUUGGGAUGUCAGAUUCAAAUGUGGUAAUAAAACCAGGACCAAAAGCCAGUCAGAGUCCAGUGGAAGCCAUCACCAUCUUGCACCAGUUUCCAUUUUCCUCCAGCCUGCAGAGGAUGUCUGUGGUCGCUCGGCUGGCGGGAGAGGAUCACUUCCAUGUCUACAUGAAGGGUGCCCCGGAGAUGCUGGUCCAGUUCUGCAGGUCUGAAACAGUGCCCCAGAAUUUCCCACAGGAACUGAAGAAAUACACAAUGCAAGGCUUCCGCGUCAUUGCCCUUGCCCAUAAAGCCUUGAAGAUGGAGAGGUUUUCAGAAGUAGAGAGUUUAACCAGGGAGAAAGUGGAGUCAGAGUUAACAUUUCUGGGACUUCUCGUCAUGGAGAAUCGCUUGAAAAAGGAAACCAAACCAGUCCUGAAGGAACUGAGCGAGGCCCGCAUCAGGACCGUGAUGAUUACAGGUGACAACCUUCAAACAGCCAUUACUGUUGCAAAGAGUUCUGAAAUGAUUCCUCGAGGGAACCAAGUGAUCCUUGUGGAAGCCAAUGAACCAGAAGAGUGUGCUCCUGCCUCUGUGACCUGGCAGCUGGUAGAGAACCAAGAGAAUGGACCUGGGAGGAAUGAAAUCUGCAUUGACAUUGGAAACAGCUCAGUGCCUGAUGGAGAAAGAGGGAGCUGUUACCAUUUUGCAAUGAGUGGGAAAUCAUACCAAGUGAUAUUUCAGCAUUUCAACAGCUUGCUUCCAAAAAUCCUAGUAAAUGGAACCAUUUUUGCAAGAAUGUCUCCUGGGCAGAAAUCAAGCCUUGUUGAAGAAUUUCAGAAAUUAAAUUAUUACGUGGGCAUGUGUGGAGAUGGAGCUAAUGACUGUGGGGCUUUGAAAAUGGCUCAUGCAGGCAUUUCACUGUCAGAACAGGAGGCAUCUGUGGCAUCCCCUUUCACCUCAAAAACAGCCAACAUCGAGUGUGUGCCUCGUCUCAUCAAAGAAGGCCGAGCUGCUCUGGUUUCAUCCUUUGGGGUGUUUAAAUACUUGACCAUGUACAGCAUGACCCAGUUUAUUGGCACAUCACUGCUCUAUUGGCAACUACAACUCUUUGGGAAUUACCAGUAUCUCAUGCAAGAUGUUGCUAUUACCUUGAUGGUCUGUUUAACAAUGAGUUCAACUCAUGCCUACCCAAACCUGGCUCCAUACCGACCAGCAGGACAUCUCCUGUCUCCUCCUCUGCUGCUCUCAGUCUUUUUGAAUGUCUGUUUCACCUGCAUUGUGCAGAUCUGUGCAUUUCUCUAUGUGAAGCAGCAGCCCUGGUAUUGUGAAGUCUACAGAUACAGUAAGUGCUUUCUGGACAACCAAAGUAAUUUCUCAACAAAUGGGAGUGUGGAAAGAAACUGGGCUGGAAAUGCAACUCUGAACCCUGGUUCAGUUUUAAGUUUCGAGAGCACCACACUGUGGCCCAUUGUCACCAUCAACUGUAUCGCAGUAGCCUUUAUCUUUUCUAAGGGAAAGCCAUUUCGAAAACCCAUCUACACAAACUUUGCAGGUCCUUCUAGUUGUGGGAUGUGGGACGCCGCCUCAACGUGGCCUGACGAGCAGUGCCAUGUCCGCACCCAGGAUCUGAACUCUAGGCCGCCGCAGUGGAGCGCAUGAACUUAACCACUCGGCCACGGAGCCGGCCCCUCCUUUUUUUUGUAUAGCUGUUUGGUCAAAGGUUUUGAGAACAUGUUAAGAUCUUCUUCAAUUUAUAUUUUCUAUUAACUUCCUCCUGAAUUUUUUGUAAUUUUUCUUAAUUUUGAUACAAUGUUUGAUAAUGCCCUUGGCUCUUGUCACAACAAAUCAAGAUUCUGUUUUAUGUUUUAAAGCUAAUCUCUUAUAGUCCUUUUUUUAUUGCAAACAUAUUUUACAAGGAGGUUAUAUGACAUUGCUGGAACUUUAAUUUGAAGAGUAGCUACAAAGUCCUUUUACAUAAACUGAGUUAAUUAGAGCUGAAUUAGUUACCUUGUAGUGACAUACAGCUUGUGAGUAAACUCAAACCCUUACGUCAAACAUAACUGAUAAUUUUAAAUGAAAAAAUUUCAUAAAAAUAUUCUAACAAAUAUAAUCUUAUAAUAGAUCAUAUUCUCUCAAGGUUACAAGCCAGAAGUCCUUGGAACUAGUGUUAAAAUAUACAAGCAAUUUCAUUUUGCUACAACAGGAAGGUCUUUACCCUUCUUAACAGCCUUUGACAGAAGCGCAACUUUAUGAUGAGAUAUAGAAAAAGUACAGAUUACAUUUUCAUGGAAACACAUGUGACUAUUCACUAACACUUUCCUCAUCUGAAAACGAUCUAUAGUGGCUUGGCCAGGACUUGGCUUCCCAAACCACCCGUGCAAACAGGGCCCCAUUCUUUCAAGUUUCCUCAUCAAUAGCAACUAACCAAGGAGGGCAACAUUCACUUCAGUUCUUCACUAUGUUUUCCAAUAGGAGCUGAAUUAAAGACGACAGCCUUAUAAUUUUGUUUCUGCACUGCGCAUUCGUGCACUAGCCUGGCCUGCUUUUCAGAUCAUUAGUCUGAGGACAGGGUGAUGUACACAGCACUCAGUUCUGAUGCUAGUGAGUACCAGGCCUUCAUCGGGAUGCACAUUUGGAGCAUCAUCUUCUUCCCCGCAUCUCGGUCGCUGGGACUUGGAAACAAGGAAAUGAAUGAAAAAUACACACAGCCAUUCCUGGGGGCUUCUUAUCACCAAGCUGCUCAGAUUGCUUUAUUUUGGGAGAUGCCGCUCCUGCAUUUCUUCUCUCCGCCUCACACCCUCCCAAGCAAGCCUGGGUAUUCUUCUGGAGGUGCAGCAUCUAGUUGUAUACAUAAAAUGAGGCUUGGAUGAAUAUGAGAGUGGGUGUAGGUGCCCAAGGGUGAAAACAGCUCUGGCGGCUUAAAAACAUAAGGCCUGCUAGAGAGAGGCAGUUGCCUCUGAUUUCUGCUUGGUAUAGACCUAUAUAGAGUUGGGGGUCAGUAGACCAUCAACGCUAGAAUGAAUGAAGAAGAGCGAGUAUAAGAGGAAACCUAGUUUGUUUAUAAAUUUCGAGAAUUGUAAGAAUCAUUUAUACCAUGGCAACCUUGAUUAAAUGCCGCUGUUUUGGCCUGAACAUGCUAAUCCUAUCAAAAAGCACUAUAAGGCACCAUCUGCAAAGUGCGUGAAAGCUCUGAUGGACACGGGAGUGGACAGGGCUAGGGGAUCAGAACAGUGACAAUGGCACAGUGCAUCCUGGGAAGUUUAGCUUCCCAAAGCAAAGUGAUUUGGCCAAGUUGGAGACAAAGAACCCAGGAGGUGCGCGUGCUAGUUUCUCACACACUGUUUAAGUUCAGAGUCUCAGAGAAACAUACAAAGUCGCUUUCAAGUGGUUACAAUCUAGUUGGUACAUAAAUGAAGAUCAUGCAAAGCAGGGAGUGAUAUACACCAUAUGGAAUAAAACCUUGUAAGGGAGGAUGAAGGACUCUUUAAAGAGAAAGUGGCAUUUGAACUGGGCUUUUUAAGAAAAAUUGGAAUAUGCCAAGACAAGAAGAACAUCACCUACACAGGGUAUGGUGUGAACAAAGGCACAGAAGCUGGGAGGUGUUGGGCCUCUGUGGACGCAGCAGGUUUGCGGUUUAACUUUCCUAUGACACACAAGGAAGAGCAAUCGGAGAUCAGUUUAGAAAGGCUGACUGGAACCAGCUUUGGAAGGCCUUGAAUGUCAAUCAAAGACCACUGGGCUUUCUUCCCUAGGCAACAAAGAAGAAUGAGAUGCUGCCAAGAGGACCGACUCUUUAUCCAUGCAUGCACUCACUUGACACACAGCGAUAAAGCACCAGGGCCUCUCUGGGGACCAUUCCUGGGCUGCUCACUGCAAGAUGUCCCAGCCCCCAGGACUCCUCAGCUGAGAUAACUCCUCUAUGGAGUUUACUACAAAGCGUUCGAUUAGCAGCUUUCUACACACAGCCUUUCGAGGGGAGAUUUUAAGAUGGUACCUUUGUCUUGUAAGCAUUAGACCAUAUUUUAAAACAUACGAGGAUAUAUCAAAACAUCUGAAGAUGUGUCCGGUGUUUGCCCAACAGAGAUAAUUGAUUCUGCAAUGUGUGCCAAAUUACAGGAAACGUUCCUUUAGCAUCUAAAAAUAAUGUUUGGUGUUUCUUCAGAUAUAUUCUCAUUGCUGCUGAUAUCUGCCUUGGGCCUCACAAUUUUCCUUCAGUUUUCUGAUUUUCAAGAUAUAUACCGCAGAAUGGAG
Molecule: messenger RNA, 6114 nt
Organism: Equus quagga
Lineage: Eukaryota; Metazoa; Chordata; Mammalia; Perissodactyla; Equidae
Gene: ATP13A5
Product: ATPase 13A5
Exons: 28
Coding region: 184-3522 (1112 amino acids)
Biological process (GO): polyamine transmembrane transport; intracellular calcium ion homeostasis
Cellular component (GO): late endosome membrane
Molecular function (GO): ATPase-coupled monoatomic cation transmembrane transporter activity; P-type ion transporter activity; ATP binding
Source: RefSeq, a predicted model, not a curated record